Drosophila teissieri is the source of this 333-nucleotide messenger RNA. RefSeq names its product larval cuticle protein 65Ag1 (gene Lcp65Ad). Bases 7 to 333 code for a protein of 108 amino acids. The transcript has 2 exons. Gene Ontology annotation, cellular component: chitin-based extracellular matrix. Gene Ontology annotation, molecular function: structural constituent of chitin-based larval cuticle. Lineage: Eukaryota; Metazoa; Arthropoda; Insecta; Diptera; Drosophilidae. The record is from RefSeq and is a predicted model, not a curated record.
AGCAAAAUGAAGUUCGCCAUCGCCAUCGCCUUCACCUGUCUCCUUGCCAGCGCCCUGGCCGCUCCUCCAGCCAUCCAGCAGGAUGCUCAGGUGCUGCGAUUCGACAGCGAUGUCCUGGCCGAGGGCUACAAGUUCGCCGUGGAGACGAGCGAUGGCAAGUCGCACCAGGAGGAAGGCCAGCUGAAGGACGUGGGCACCGACCACGAAGCCCUCGUGGUCCGCGGAUCCUAUGCCUAUGUGGGUGACGAUGGUCAGACGUACAGCAUCCAGUACCUGGCCGAUGAGAACGGUUUCCAGCCCGAGGGUGCCCAUCUGCCCAGGCCCGUUCAGUAA